UGCUUUCUUAUUUUCCCCUGAAGAUCAGAAACAUGAACGACUGGGCUGCUCCCCUGAUUGCAGCUGCUCUGUUCGCUCUCCUCUGUCCCGGAUUGAUACUUCAAAUUCCAGGAAAACAGAGGCCUGUGGAUUUCAUGAACAUGAAAACCAGUGUCGUCUCUGUGGUUGUGCACAUGAUCCUCUACGCUUUGCUUCUCAUUUUGCUGCUUGUGUUUCUUAACCUUCAUCUCUAUGUUUAAGUAAGCUCGGAGGAAGUUGAUGGGAACACCCCUUUUGCGGCUCUGUUUCUGAACAGAGAAUUCCAAUUUAUAAUUUUUGGUGCUCACUUUUUAUUUUGUCUGUUUUUCUUCUUGUUCUUGUUUUAUGCUGCAACGAACUCUGAAGGGUUAAGGGAUCAUUUGGAACUGGGAAGAAGUUGCUGAGAACACCCCUUUUGUUGCUCUGUUCCUGAAUAGAGAAUGCCAAUUUAUAAUUUUUGCUGCUGUGUUUUUGUUUUUGUUGUUCUUGUUCUUGUUCUUGUUUUAUGCUGCAAUGAACUGUGAAGGGUUAAGGGAUCGUUUGGAACUGGGAAGAAGUUGCUGAGAAGACCCCUUUCGCUGCUCUGUUUUCGAGAAGCCAAUUUAUACUUUUUGCUGCUCUGUUUUUGGUUUUCUUCUUGCUGCUUUUGUUGGUUUGUUUUUGUUUUAUGCUGCAAUGAACUCUGGAGGGUUAAAUCAAGUAAGACAAAUUGGUCA
Molecule: messenger RNA, 734 nt
Organism: Malania oleifera
Lineage: Eukaryota; Viridiplantae; Streptophyta; Magnoliopsida; Santalales; Ximeniaceae
Exons: 1
Coding region: 33-239 (68 amino acids)
Source: RefSeq, a predicted model, not a curated record